Molecule: messenger RNA, 666 nt
Organism: Zerene cesonia (dogface butterfly)
Lineage: Eukaryota; Metazoa; Arthropoda; Insecta; Lepidoptera; Pieridae
Product: kinesin-like protein KIF21A
Exons: 3
Coding region: 350-634 (94 amino acids)
Biological process (GO): microtubule-based movement; mitotic spindle organization
Molecular function (GO): ATP binding; microtubule binding; microtubule motor activity
Source: RefSeq, a predicted model, not a curated record
AAACUCGCUCAUGCGAGUCAAGUUGUCGGUCGUAUAUAUAGUUUUAUCAAAUUCUUUCGGUUACAAAAGGUUAUUGUCGUUUUAUCUAUCGGUUUGUUUAUAAAAGUGUCGUUUUAAACGCUGUAUUGAUAAACAAAAAUCAACAUACGCCGUCUCUAUGGUCAUUGAAAAAAUAUUUUAUUAUUGCCUCUGAUGCCGCAUUGUUUUUAAUUUUGUUUGAAUGGUGAAAGAUGGACGUAAAUCGCUAUCGGUGUCUAUUUAACGUGUCUUUAUAACGGACAUGAAAGAAAAGUGUACUUGUUCCGUGGAAAUAAACUUUUUAUCUCGUGUAUGACCAUCAUACGCAGUCAUGGCAAAUGAUGAAUCCAGUGUUCGGGUUGCAGUCAGAAUCAGACCACAGACGCCAGCCGAGAUACUCGAAGGAUGUGGUAUUUGCGCCAGGGCCGGUGGGCCAGCGGGCGAAGGUGGGAUCGCACUAGGCUCGGAGCGCGCGUUCACUUUCAACUAUGCCUUCGAACCCUCGGUCUCGCAACAGGAGGUGUACGACACCUGCGUCAGGAAACUUGUGGAGGCAGCCCUCGAUGGAUACAACGCUACCGUGCUUGCUUAUGGACAGGUCAGUCCAUAUUCCUAAAAAAAGUAUUAUUUACUACCUAUAAUAUCAGG